Messenger RNA from Penicillium canescens, 1164 nucleotides. RefSeq names its product fungal specific transcription factor domain-containing protein. The record is from RefSeq and is a predicted model, not a curated record. Bases 1 to 1164 code for a protein of 387 amino acids. NCBI's taxonomy places the organism in Eukaryota, Fungi, Ascomycota, Eurotiomycetes, Eurotiales, Aspergillaceae. The transcript is spliced from 6 exons.
AUGGCAGCGUAUUCCGAGAAGCCAGAUCGCUUUCAGACGGCUCUACCAAGCUUAGAUCCCCAAAGGCUCCUUGAAUUGCGCGAGAUUUUCAUGACCAAGAUCUGGACCAAGAACCCGAUCGUUGACUCGGACCAGCUGGACUUUUAUAUCGCACGAGUGCUGGAAAAUGGCAUUGACUGGUCUGCCUCGUCGUGCUUAGUGCUACUUAUCUUUGCGCUUGCGGCGAUCUGGGGGAAUUAUCCCGACGACGAAACCCGCGAGGUCUCGUACAAUGAACCAUCAUUCAGUCCACCGGUCACUUACGUGACGAUCCCGGUUCCGGAGCACCGAUUGAAGGAAUCGUUGACCUUCCUCUCCAUGGCGCGUAAGCGCAUCUCCACUGCGUAUCUCGACGAUACCUUACUGGGAGUGCAGUGUCUCUGUUUAUUCGGAAUUUGGUAUCAGUAUAACAUCGAGCCGAUUCCGGGCUGGAAAAUGUUCCGGACAGCAUCCACGCUGUGGCAAACGUAUCGUUUGAAGCACCGCGAGGGGAAGACGGUUAGAAGUGCGCAGGAAGAGAGUCUGGAGCAGCGACUCUACUGGACAUGCUUAAAAUCCGAAUGUGAGGUUCGAUAUGAACUGACGGAUCUCCCGCCCUGUGACCUCAGCCUCUCCGACUUUCCUUAUUCUCUCCCGAGCUUCCCCACGAGACAACUAUCUACCGACACCCCUGGGUGGAACUUUUCCAGUCCCUCAUCUACACACCUCGAAGCAGCAUCUUCCUACUAUUAUCUGGCCGAGAUAUUCUUGCGCAGGCUUCUCAACCGGGCCCGCAAUGCGGUCCGUGUGCUCUCCCCGGAUAUCGACCUGCCGACCAUCACGGUUCUGGCAGAAACUCUGACGCAGCUGGAAGGUCAACUCCAGCAGUGGGUAGAUUGUCUUCCGCAUACACUCCGGUUUAACAUGCCUCUCGAAUCCGCCCCUGGGCCGAAGGAGGGUGAGCUCAUGAAGCUAAGCCGUGAGCGAUACGUCGAGGUGCGCGAACUGCUCUGCCGCGCGUAUCUAUACCUGUGCAUCCAUGUACCGCUCGACCCAGGGAUGGCGGCGCUACCGAGGUGCCAUUCUUCCGGCAUCCGGGGUCAUGGGGAGGAUGUCGAGUCCGGUUUAACCACGCGCUUUGCCUGA